Messenger RNA from Wasmannia auropunctata (little fire ant), 2410 nucleotides. It is a transcript of the gene SCOT, whose product is annotated as succinyl-CoA:3-ketoacid coenzyme A transferase 1, mitochondrial. The transcript has 7 exons. The record is from RefSeq and is a predicted model, not a curated record. NCBI's taxonomy places the organism in Eukaryota, Metazoa, Arthropoda, Insecta, Hymenoptera, Formicidae. Gene Ontology annotation, biological process: ketone body catabolic process. The coding region runs from base 302 to 1915 and encodes 537 amino acids. Gene Ontology annotation, molecular function: CoA-transferase activity.
GUUUAGUCACCGUCCGCGCCUCCGUGCGUGAACACUCGACGAGAAAGGAUUGCGUUUCGCGGCGCGAAGAUCUUGGGAGGAUUGCUGCGAGACGUGGCAUUUCGGUAACGUCGAGACUGAGAUAACAACGAGAUCCGAAAAACGGAGGAUACGCACAAUCGAGACAAACAAGAUACUCCGGGAAGAAUUGACGAAGUUAAUAUCGGAGCGGGUUAAGUCUCGAGCUUAACCUCCGAUGCCGACGAAUAUUAAUUUAUAUAAGUCUCGUGAAUAACAAUUGUGCGUUUAGCAUACGGUGACCAUGGCAUCCGCAUUGAGAGGGGUCAGCGGUAUAUUUCUGCGUUGGAGCAGCGGCUCCCGGGGCUUCGUAAGUGUAUCACGGGUGUGCACAGCUAAUUUCUCUAUCAAAGCUGAUAUCCCAGAAGUGGAGCAAGAGGCUGAGAAGCUGAAAACACCAGUGGGAAACGGUAAAGUGUUCAAAAGUGUGGAGGAAGCUGUGUCCGACGUACAUAAUGGGGCCAAACUUUUGGUCGGUGGAUUUGGUCUCUGUGGCAUUCCCGAGAACUUGAUAGCAGCCCUACUGAAAAGGGGCUCCAAGGAUUUGACAGUGGUUUCGAAUAAUGCUGGGGUGGAAGACUUUGGGCUGGGUAUAUUGCUGAAGGAGCACAGGAUCAAAAGGAUGAUCGCGUCGUAUGUGGGUGAAAACCCUGAAUUCGAGAGGCAGUAUCUCAGCGGUCAGUUGGAGGUCGAGCUGACGCCGCAGGGCACUUUGGCGGAACGUGUGAGAGCGGGUGGCGCCGGCAUUCCGGCCUUCUACACUCCCACGGCUUUCGGCACCAUCGUACAGGAGGGCAACGUUAUCGUGAAGUACGACGAGAACGGCAACGCCGAGAUAUCGGGCGAGCCGAGAAACGUGAGUCAGUUCGACGGACGGAGCUACGUAAUGGAGACCGCCAUCACUGGCGACUUCGCGCUCGUGAAGGCGUGGAAGGCCGACACCGCGGGCAAUCUGAUCUUCCGGAAAUCAGCGAGGAAUUUCAAUCCCGUGAUGUGCAAGGCGGCCAGAGUGGCGAUCGUCGAAGUGGAGGAGAUCGUGGAACUUGGCCAAUUAGAUCCCGACCACAUUCACCUACCCGGCAUUUUCGUGGACAGGAUUGUGAAGGGGCCGUCUUACGAGAAACGAAUUGAGAAACGCUCGACGAAACAAACCAUGAAGCCCAAGAAAGUGACACCGGCUAGUAAAACGAGGGAUAUGAUUAUCAGGCGCGCUGCACUCGAAUUUAAAGAUGGAAUGUAUGCAAAUUUGGGAAUCGGCAUACCUAUGCUUGCCAGCAACUACAUCCCGAAGGGUGUGAAAGUGACGUUGCAAUCAGAGAACGGUAUUCUCGGGUUGGGCCCUGUUCCGGACGAAAAUGACGUCGACGCGGAUCUUAUCAAUGCUGGAAAGGAAACUGUAACAGUCUUGCCCGGCGCCGCUUUCUUCGGUAGCGACGAGAGCUUCGGCAUGAUUCGAGGAGGCCACAUUGAUCUGACUAUUCUCGGAGGCAUGCAAGUAUCGGAGAUCGGAGAUUUGGCUAACUGGAUGAUACCGGGUACAAUGGUAAAGGGCAUGGGUGGUGCCAUGGAUCUUGUUUCCGGGCCAAGCACGAAGGUAGUGAUAACUAUGGAGCAUACAGCCCGAGAUGGGAGUCCGAAAAUUUUGAAGAAUUGCACCUUGCCUGUCACAGGUCAACAAUGCGUAGAUUUAAUUAUCACAGAUCUCGGAGUAUUUGAAGUGAUGAAAGGAGAAGGAUUAAAGCUUAUUGAGAUUGCACAUAAUGUCGAUAUUAGCCAGGUCGUCAGCUCGACGGGCUGUGAAUUCAGUGUUGCCGACGAUCUUAAGGAGAUGGGACAAGUCACAGACGAGGACUUAUAAAUUGUAAUAUAUUUUAUAAAUUACGUAAUAUUACGUAUAUAUAAAUUGUAAAUGUGAUACGCGGAUAUGGUAAUUCGAGAGAUAUCACGAUGAUUGCCUGAAAGUAAAUUUGUAAUAUAUUUUACAAACUAAAGAUGCAAUUUAACAAAUAGUAAAGCCGUUGAUUAUAUUGCAUAAUUAUGUUUCUGUUGAUAUGUCUGUUUUUCGUAUUUUUCAUGUAAUAUAUGUUAUAAUGUUUAAAUUACCAAGUACGCAUUACGAUGCGUGAUUAAAUACCUACAUUAAUUGAAUUAUAUUGUACAAAAUAAUUAAUUCUUUUUUAAAUGUACAUAUAUUCUUAUUUGUUGUAAAUCAUCAAAACGAUUUAUGAUAUGUACUUUGCUAUUGCAAAUAAGCGAAAUCACGUUACAUAAACUAAUUCUAAUUAGCAUUAUGAUAAAGAAAAUUAUUUUAUAACAUAGCUUAUAUCUAAAUAAAAGUUUUUAAUAUUUUUGA